UUGUGAGAACAACACGUUAACAAGAAGUAGCGUUAAGAAGAACGACGAAUGUGUGGUCAAGAGAAAAGCUUUAAAAAUUCACGUAUCAAUAAUAAUUUGAAUCAAUAAAAUAAGCGUUACUUUGAAACGCUUUAAGCCUUGAACUUGAGCAAGCUAAAACUAAAGUAUAAACAAUUUUGGCAAAACCAAACAACUUCUGCCGGUUUUUCAAAAUGCCAAUGACCCGUUCGUUUAAAACGGCCAUUUUAGCCGCAAUAAAUACAACAAAACUUCUUGCGACGUUUAUAUUAGCAUUUAUAAUUUUUUCGAAUACAACAAAAACUGAAGCAGCUUAUCGAGAUAACAUUAAGGAAUUUUUGUCAACAGAAACAUCCCAAAUAAACUUCUUACGGCAGUAUACGCAACUAAUGGAAAAUAGCUUAAUGCAACUAAAACGAAAAACAACAUAUAUUGCAAACAUUCACAAUAAGGGAUCUAACGACACUGAAACAUAUUUACAUAAUCCCAUUAAUGCUUUGAACAUUCUGAAGCGACUGACAACUGAUUGGACUCAAAUUAUUGAUUAUGCAGAAAAAUUGGAACCCUCUGAAGUGGAAAUGAACUUGAUGGCUAUGGAGGAAAAUCUAGCCUAUCCUACUGAACGUGACUACGACGAGUCCGUUGCUAAUUUAUUGCGCUUGCAGCAAUUUUACAACUUGGAACCAGAACAUUUAUCUAUAGGCGAAAUGAAUGGAAUAAAAUUUGGUUCAGAAAUGACGUGGAGUGAUUGUCUGGAAAUUGGUCGACAGUCUUUAAUAAUCGGUAACCAGAACAUAGCAAAAUUUUGGAUUGAGUUGGCAUUAAGUAAGUUACCUACAACAUCCAAGAAUAUCAGUAGCACAGCGAAAAAUACAAUAUUUGAAGUUUUAAAGGCAGUUUUAAAUACAGAAUAUGCUUCGGGUAAAAAAAAAACAAUAACUAUGAGCAUAUUUCAAAAAGAAAACAUUUCAGGUAACUUUAACAAAUCACAUGACAUUGUAAAGAAAAUGCUAGAGUUGAAACCAACGCACAAAGGUGCACAAAAAGCAAAAACUCAAAUUGAAAGUAAAGUUCGAAGUAAAACAGGCGAAUCAAAAAAGAAUAUUGAAAAAAAGAAAAAACUUAAAACGACUGAGGAAGUAUGGUUCGAAGAAAUAUGUCGAGAAGCAACUUUCACAACACAAGCUCCUCUUUCCAUCAGUGCCCAAAAAUUAUGUAAACUAGACAGAGGCAAUUUCCCACAACUCUUUUUACAACCGCUUAAAGUGGAGUUCCUAAGUGUGAAUCCCUUAAUUGUUAUAUACCAUGAAAUAUUUACUUUGAAACAACUAGAUAAUCUAAGGAAUUUACUGAAAAUAUUUAAAAGUGACAAUAGGGCAGUGGAAGAAUAUCAAAUAGAAGAUAUAUUGAUGUCGAUUAAACAAAUUUUGCAGUUAGUGACUGGAUAUUCAAGUAUCAAAUUAAGCGAUUGGAAAACUGAUUGCAAUAGUUUUGAAAAUUUUGGUCCCUUUGAUGCUGAAUAUUAUAAAAUUACUAGUGCAAAUAUCAUAGGAACUACAUUUUUAAAUUUUCAAGCAUCUAAGCUGGGUGGUGCUAUUGUCUUCCCUCAACUUGAGGUUGGUAUAAAUAUUCCUGUCAGAUCAUUGCUAUAUUGGUCAAAUUUAAAUGAGUUUCAUGAAGUCGAUUAUAGAACUGAGGCACAUUUAUGCCCUGUAAUUAUCGGUACUCAAAUAAGUGCAACGGCCUUUGUUCAAAAAAAACCGUGAAUAUUUUUAUUAAUAUAAUAUAAUACCAUAUUCUAAUGAAAUUAUAUUUUUAAU
Messenger RNA from Teleopsis dalmanni, 1838 nucleotides. RefSeq names its product prolyl 4-hydroxylase subunit alpha-2. The transcript is spliced from 7 exons. Lineage: Eukaryota; Metazoa; Arthropoda; Insecta; Diptera; Diopsidae. Gene Ontology annotation, molecular function: protein binding; procollagen-proline 4-dioxygenase activity. The record is from RefSeq and is a predicted model, not a curated record. Gene Ontology annotation, cellular component: endoplasmic reticulum. The coding region runs from base 213 to 1784 and encodes 523 amino acids.